Molecule: messenger RNA, 2323 nt
Organism: Diabrotica balteata
Lineage: Eukaryota; Metazoa; Arthropoda; Insecta; Coleoptera; Chrysomelidae
Source: the annotation of a GenBank genome assembly
GGCGCCUAAAUUCAAACACCGGAUGCUAAAAAUACUUUCUACGCAUAAGCAAACUUCUUGGCACGCCUUGCUCAUGAAACUGUCAUGAACCAUUUUACGUUUGGUUUGAUGACGAAGUCAAAAAAGUGUGAAUCUAAUUAAGAUAGUAUAGAUUAUAAAGGAACACAAGGCAAGUGUUUGGAAAUUAUUUAAUUGUAACAUUAAGAUAAAAAAUGAAUUUUACCCCGUUUGGCGUGCCUUUAACGGCCGCGCUACCUGUGGCUACUCAAUUUACCGCCGGAAAGAUAACUCAAAACGUCACUACUCCUAACGGACAAGUAGUCGGUGUCUUACAGGGUGGUGAAAACGGUGUACACUACAUACGUCCAUUAGAUACGAAUGCCUUUGCUACUGCAGCCUCUCAACAAAACCAGGGAACACAAAUCAUAACGCUGCCUAUAACAAUGCCAGGUGCUAAACCUGGGGACCCCCAACAAACUGUGCAGAUACAAGUAGUGAAUCCUCAACCGACGCCCGUAUCCCAAGCAAGUCCUGUUAGUUCACCCAAGUAUCAGAUUUCUCAAAUACCGAUGUUUAGUCAAGGUGCUACUGUUCUAACCGUUGCCUAUAAUUCCAACCAGGAAGGAAUUCAAAUUUUGGAUGGCCAAAACGGUGUACCAGAGGGCAUGACAGUAGUUGCAGCGCUCCAACCUCAGGACAUACAAUUAAUUCAAACUCAUGCAACUGAACUAGACAAAAACGAUAAGGAGCAACAACCUUCAGUGGCGUUGAUCAAAAGCGAGCUUAAAGACACUGAAGAAACGACAGCUUCUAUUUCAGUUCCCACUCAAUAUUUACAAACGACAAAUCUGCACGAGUACAUUCAAAAAAUGCAAAAUACAACGUUACCUCUCAGUCUACAACAGUUUUUAAAGUUCAACACUACAGAUAUUAAGAGGGAGAUAAUCUCGGAAGAUGGUUUGAUUGAAGCAGUGAGUAUCGCUGCUCCUGACGCUAAUGGCCAUCUGAUCAUGCAAGAUGUAGGAGAGAUGGAGACUGAGGAGAACCCGGAUGAUUCCAACGACAAAGGAAAAAAGAAAAAAAAAUAUAAAAAGAAACCUCCGAAGCCAAAAAAGCCUAAACCAGGUCAAGUACACAUUGCUACAGCUCUCGAUGGUACUACUCUCUUCUGCUGUCCAGAAUGUCACAUGGCGUAUCCACAAAAAGAGCUCCUCGAACAACACUUGGUGGGCCACAAAAUCGAGCGACGUUUCAUCUGUGACAUUUGUGGAGCUGGUCUAAAACGCAAGGAGCACUUGGAACGGCACAAGUUGGGUCACAAUCCGGAACGACCUUUCGUCUGUUCAGUCUGUAUGAAAGGGUUCAAGAGGAAAGAACAUCUCAACUUGCAUUUUGUUAUUCAUUCGGGAGAGAAGACGGAAAUAUGUGGAGAAUGUGGCAAAGGAUUCUAUAGAAAGGAUCACUUGAGGAAACAUGCUAGGUCUCACAUCACUAGAAGAAUAAAAGAACAAGCGGAACAAGCAGAGAGAACGCAGGGAUUACUCAAAGAUUCAAUUACGUCAAGUACAAGUACUGCCCAAGUUACCAUUAGUGUCGGUGGAGUUCCAAAUUCCCAAAUUCAAAUACCUGUUCAUAUUCAAGUACCACAACACCUUCAAGUAUCCACUUCGAAUGAAGAAGAUAAUGAAAAUGUAGUCAGUACUGUCGUGUUACCAUCAGCAGCUGAUGGCCUCUCAAUAUUACCUAAUUAAAGUAGAAAAUAACACCAUUAAAUGCUCUUUUUAAUGCUAAAGAAAGUACAUUUUCAAACGAUUUUUAAAUUUUUAUAUAUAAAUCCUAAUAUAUCAACAGGAAGUUAGGUUGGAUCGGGUUGGGUAAACCACAUAUCGCUGUAUGUUAGUUACGUCACCAAAAAUGUUCUUCAAAUAUAUAGAUUUUGUUAUUUAAUUUUCUUUCAUACGGGAAAUUUCAAAAUUUAAGACCUGGUGGUAUGAAAUCUCCUUAACUGUAAAAAAUAGGCAAGACGGUGUAGUCACAUCUUAGCGAUUCUUAUAAAUCCCUCGUUAUACUAAGUUUUACACGAACAAAAAUCAAAACAUUUUUUCCACUUUAACUUUUGUGUCUAUACCCAGGUACCUGGAUAUUCUUAGCAAUUGUUUUAUGUAAAUCAUUACGAUAGUAUAAAUAUUUUUAUUUUAUCUUCUAGUUAUUCCCAAAAUUACUUAGCACUAAGGGAUUUAUAAUAAAAACCAAAAAAAACAAAUGCAUAUAUUAUAUUAAAAAUACCUGUCAAAGUUUUGACGUCCACACCCGUGGCACCCGG